Saprolegnia diclina VS20 is the source of this 3096-nucleotide messenger RNA. RefSeq lists its product as hypothetical. The coding region runs from base 11 to 3067 and encodes 1018 amino acids. Lineage: Eukaryota; Oomycota; Saprolegniomycetes; Saprolegniales; Saprolegniaceae. The record is from RefSeq and is a predicted model, not a curated record. The transcript is spliced from 6 exons.
CAUAACAGUCAUGCGGCGGUCGCUGCCGCGCCGCCUCCUCUCGACCGACGUCGGGGUCGCGCCACCACCGCACCUCGAGCAAGAGACGGUCUUGCCGCGCAAGCCAAAACCGCAGCCGUCCAAGCCAUCGACAGCCCGCUACCAAGUUCUGCGCGCCGAGGCCACCUUGGCCAAUACAGGCCACGUGUACGCGGAAGGGUGCUUGCCCGGUGUCUACUUUUACAAGUACCUCGCGUCGAUCGCCGAGCCGAGCAGCCAUGGCGACGACGUGCCAGCGCUGCCGCCGCCGUCGCACCUCCAGCUGCGGUGCUGGAUUCCCGACACCAUCAUCUUUGGCGGCGCGUUCCCGCCCAUGUGGCUCUACAGCGACAAGAGUGGCAUGAUUCGCAAGAGCAUUGCGUUUGUCGACAACCAAGUCAUGGACAAGCUCGGGAAUCGGCGGUUCGAGAACGACCCAGUCGUGCUCUUUAAAGAGCCCGUCGUGACCAAAGCCGGCAUUGGGCACGUCGUCUCGGGCAACCACGUCAAGCUCCUCUCGACGAUCGAGCUCCGGUCGGCGCUCACAAAAGCCGUGGGGUCACCCGUGACGUUUGCGCUACAAAAGUACGUCAAGCCCCGCGGCCCCAAAGCCUUUCUGGUCCGCGCCAUCUACAAGGCAGGCAAAGCGCCGACAGGCUGGAUGAUCAACAACAAGGCGCCUUUCGAGGCAAAGGACGGCAACGCGACGCCCGACGUCCGGCGGUUCUGCGCGUCGACCGGCGUAUACGACGCGUGCUCGUUCGUCAAGCUCUCGGAGCGCGCGUGCACCGAUGUGUACGACAUCAACCUACGGAUUAUCAAGUACCUCGAGCAAGCUCUUCGGGUCGCGCUGGAGCUCUUUGCCGCAGACUUUAUCAAGGAUGAUUUCGGCCAAUGGUGGCUCAUCCAAGUCAAGGCCUUUCAGCUCAAGCACGUGCGGCUCGGGCGGCCGCACGCGUUUGCGCCCAAGCUCAUGGCUGCGUACGAGCGGUCGCUGGUUGCGGACGACGUCCACGACGACGAUGACGCGUCGCGUGUCGACGCCAAGGCCGCGCUCGAGGCCGAGAACGCCAAGGUCCACAAGAUGUUUCCGUGCAAAUUCUGUCAAGUGCCGCAUUUUCCGUCCGAACUCGCGUACAAGAUGACGAUGAAGAUGAUGCACGAGACGAUCGCGCGGCUGAGUCUCCGCGCGGGCAGCGACCAGCUGCACGCGUACCUCUCAGAGCCCAAGUACGACCUUGAUGCUGGCCUUUUCUACCAAACGUGGAACGUCUGCAACCUCUGUUAUGCGCUCUACGAGCGCGACCAGCUCCUCCUCCAGGUCGAAGCCAAAUUUUCAAUCAUGCUCGGGUGCCCCGCCAAGCACAUGGCGGGCGGCGGUGUCACGUACAUCACCGAGCACGACGUGUGCAAGUCGCAGCCACUUCUGACCGACAUGCCGACAGAGCUCACGCUGUGCCGGCUCAUGUUCUUCUUGACAGCGCUCUAUGACAUUCCAAAGGAGCUGUACGAGUCGGAGCGCGCGCUCGCGGCCGACCCCAAGCCGAAGCGGUCGCGGCUCUAUUUGCGCUUCUCGGUGCUCGGCUAUGACAAUUUCAUUCCGCUCGACGCGCAAGCGAUGCGCAUGUCGCCGGCCAAAGACGACAAGUCGUCGUCAGCGCAAAGCUACUGGCUACCGCUCAACGUCAUGCGGUGCUUUCACUGCUUUGCCCCCAAGACGCCGCUCCAGUCAAAGUUGCGCGACAACUCGGGGCUCGGCAUCUACCUCGCCGACGAGUCGGCCGUCACGAUCGAGCUCAUUCGAACGUCCGACACGGCGCAUGUCCAUCAUGAGAAGCGCGAUCGGGUUCAGUGGAGCGCCAACAAGUGGGCGGCCCCCCACCCAAUAGGGCGUCGCAAGCCGGCGCUCACGGCCCCCCCCAACAAGUACAACGUCGUGCUCGGCGCCACCAGCGUCCAAAUGUUUCAGUUUCGGUCGUCGUACGUCACCAAGACGGACGUCUACGCCAGUCUCUCGAUGGGUGACCUCUUCAAUCUCAAAGGCAACGUCGGCUUGGAGCGGCUCCGCGUGAUCCCGACCCGCCACAUUCGCGCGCAGUACAAGCUGCGGCAGUACUGCGGCGUCUACGUGCCGGACACGUCGUUUUGUACCAACGACAAGCUUGCAACCGAGUGGAUGGACUCGAUUGCCGAUGCGUUCCAACCCUCGCAGCACGACGACGUGGUCGUGCCAAGAGCCGGCAUGGACCACUUUCUCAAGACACUCCAUGGCUCGUCGGCGUCCUUGGCAUCGAGCCAAGCGGACAGCGAGCUCGAGGACCUCGUCGAAGCAUCCGGUCGCCAGCCGCCGCCAUCAACCGCACCCGCACACACGUACAAGUCGCUGCAGCACCUCGUCCAGGGCGUAGCCGAUGCCUCGUUGGAUACGUCGGACGCAUCCGACGACGAUGACGCGUCGGACAGAGACAAUGACGAAGCCGGGCCGCGCGAGCGAUCGUUGAGUGCGUCCAGCUCGUCCUCGGGCCUCUCGACGUGGUGCAUCACCAUCAUGCUCCACCGCAUCCACAACUGGAGUCCGUCGCCAGGUCGACGAGGUUGGGAGGCGCAGUACACGUUUCUCGGCCAGGCUCGUCGGGCAGCGCAGAAGCUGGACGAUGACGAUAUUGCGCUCCAUGGGCAUGGCGACGACAUUGUGUUUGAUUCGACGCACAAGAAUUACAUCCAAGGCGGCCUCGCGGCCAUCCAGCGCUUGUACGAAGCCAACGACGGCCGCUGCCGCGUGUCGCUCAUCCACUCGGAUGACGACGAGCGUCCGUUCGUCGACGUCGAGCUCUCGGGCUUGAAAGAGUGUCGGACCAUCGAUGGGACCUUUACGAUUCAAACGCACGCCGGCCGCAUGGACCACGCGACCAAGUCGACGCAGUACCCUCCCUAUUUAUCCGUGUCCGUCUACGUCGUGCGCGUCGGCAGUGACGCCAAGAGCGAACGCGGCUUUGUCGCCAACGGAUCGACGCCCGAAGGCCUCGUGCUCCUGAAGCGACUGCCCUAAGUCAAUAAGGACGUCAUCAUCGAGACCCG